Messenger RNA from Olea europaea var. sylvestris, 737 nucleotides. RefSeq lists its product as uncharacterized. NCBI's taxonomy places the organism in Eukaryota, Viridiplantae, Streptophyta, Magnoliopsida, Lamiales, Oleaceae. The transcript is spliced from 4 exons. The record is from RefSeq and is a predicted model, not a curated record. The coding region runs from base 27 to 428 and encodes 133 amino acids.
UUCAUUUUUGCAAGCUUCGGAAAAAAAUGCAGAGCAGCACCGCAAAUUCCUCCGCUGCCGCACCUUCAAAACGCCUCCUUUUCGACCGCCGCUACGGUUGGGUGUUGGAUGAAUGGAAAGACCCAUCAGAAGAAGCCUUAACUGGUGGCCGUGGAAUGUUCUGCAUCUUGCCUAUAGCAAAAGGAUUGCUGAAGACAGUUAUAGCGGCAUCACAAUCGAUCAAUGCUGCUGCAAGCUCCACCUUGAAAGGCCAGAAUCUCCCUCCCGAAGAUAUGCUAGCAAAUCUCAAUCAUCAAGUGCACAAAGUGGCAUCUUCAAUAAAGAAACCGCAACUGGAUUUGAUGCCGCUCAAAAGAAACUUCAUAUGGAAGUCGGCUUCUUGCUCAUCACAUCUUCAUGAGAACAAUAACGAUUCAUGUAAUAGCUGAUGUUUAGAGACGAGGAGUUCUUCUAUCUGUCUCUUGAUACAAAAAGCUUGAGGCUAGUCUUGGUCUGGGUUGUGUCUGGCUCGAUCCAAGUGUGCACCAUUGGGUUGACUGUUCAGGUCCACCCGUAAAGGCUGGUCUGGCUUGGUCCAAGUGAGCACCAUGUGUUUUACAUUCUAGAUUCUUUAUACCUCUCUGCUUUUUCAACUGAAAUGUAAUUUGGAUAAUUUGAAUUGUAGAGUUUUGAAAUUUGUAACUUACUAAAUACAAUCAUCCUUAACUAAGAAAAUAUGGUAAAUUUAAUUUUCUAAA